AUGGAUCGUUUCCGUUUUCUUGCCGUUGCAAAGAGAUCAAUGAGUUCCCUUAAUACUGCAUCAAUACCAAAGACGCAAAAGGUUGUCUUGAUUAAUGACGUCGGUGACUACGACGUGCUCAAGUAUGAGAAUUAUGCUGUUCCCUCGAUCAGCGAUGACGAGAUUCUUAUCAAAAACAAGUUUGCUGGAGUCAAUUUCAUAGAAGCAUAUUUCAGGAAGGGAAUCUAUCCAGCCCAGCUUCCAUACUUGCUUGGUAGGGAAGCCACUGGCGUCGUUGUGGCAAAAGGUCAGGGAGUAUCGAAUUUCGAAGUAGGAGACAAGGUUGGAUACCUAUCGGGCGCCACGUUUGCUCAAUACACCAAGUACCCUGCGAUUGGUAAGAUUGUCAAAUUGCCAAGCAACUCUAGUGACGAAAAAAUGAAACUAUACACUGCUGCUCUUCUACAAGGUUUGACAGCUCUAACCUUCAUUCACGAUGCUUACGAGGUCAAAAAAGACGACUACAUUCUGUUUUACGCGGCCGCAGGCGGUGUGGGGUUGAUCAUGACUCAACUAUUGAAGCGAAAGGGUGCGCAUACCAUUGCAGUUGUGUCGAACGAUGACAAGAAGAAAUUAGUGGAAGAAUUUGGUGCUGAGUAUGUGAUUAACUCCUCUGAGGGAGAUAUCUUAGACAAGGUGCUGCAGAUUACCGGCGGCCAGGGAGUGGAUGCUGUGUUUGACUCUGUGGGCAAGGAUACUUUUGAGACGAGUUUGAAUGCAUUGAAGAUCAAAGGUUCAUUUGUUUCGUUCGGGAAUGCUUCAGGCCCCGUAACACCAUUUCCGCUGUCAAAGCUAUCUGCGAAAAAUAUCAAACUUUUGAGACCUCAGCUUUAUGGGUAUAUCACUGAGCCUGCUGACUGGAAACGCUAUACUGAGGAGCUUCUUGAUCUCCUAGAAAGUGGAGAGUUAAGAAUUCUGAUCAACAAAACAUACCCGCUGGAAGCAUAUCAACAAGCUGCGAGGGAUUUGGAGAGCAGAAAGACUACCGGGAAAUUAGUGCUAGAAAUUCCACAAUAA
This is a messenger RNA of Torulaspora globosa, 1056 nucleotides long. RefSeq names its product NADPH:quinone reductase (gene ZTA1). Gene Ontology annotation, biological process: cellular response to oxidative stress. The transcript has a single exon. Gene Ontology annotation, molecular function: zinc ion binding; quinone reductase (NADPH) activity. Gene Ontology annotation, cellular component: cytoplasm. The record is from RefSeq and is a predicted model, not a curated record. Lineage: Eukaryota; Fungi; Ascomycota; Saccharomycetes; Saccharomycetales; Saccharomycetaceae. Bases 1 to 1056 code for a protein of 351 amino acids.